This is a messenger RNA of Aureobasidium namibiae CBS 147.97, 4809 nucleotides long. RefSeq names its product myosin-2. Gene Ontology annotation, biological process: vesicle transport along actin filament; actin filament organization. Gene Ontology annotation, cellular component: cytoplasm; myosin complex; actin cytoskeleton. The coding region runs from base 1 to 4809 and encodes 1602 amino acids. NCBI's taxonomy places the organism in Eukaryota, Fungi, Ascomycota, Dothideomycetes, Dothideales, Saccotheciaceae. Gene Ontology annotation, molecular function: microfilament motor activity; ATP binding; actin filament binding. The transcript has 5 exons. The record is from RefSeq and is a predicted model, not a curated record.
AUGGCAGCCACAUACGAUGUGGGAACCAAGGCCUGGCAGCCCGAUGUCACCGAAGGCUGGGUUGCCUCAGAGGUCGAGCAAAAGAACCUGGACGGAGAGAAGGUCACGCUUGUAUUCCAGCUGGCCAAUGGAGAGACACGAUCAAUAGAGACGACGCUGGCCGCCAUCGCAGACGGCAAGGACCCAAAACUGCCGCCGCUGAUGAACCCGACAAUGUUGGAGGCCUCUGACGACUUGACCAAUCUUUCGCAUUUGAACGAGCCCGCAGUGUUACAAGCCAUCAAACUACGAUAUGCACAGAAAGAAAUCUACACGUAUUCAGGCAUCGUCCUUAUUGCUACCAACCCCUUCGCCCGCGUCGACUCGCUCUACGUCCCGGGCAUGGUUCAGAUUUACGCCGGCAAGCAGCGCCAAACACAAGCGCCGCAUUUGUUUGCUAUAGCAGAGGAGGCUUUCGCGGAUAUGCUGAGAGAUGGUCGCAACCAGACCAUUGUCGUUUCGGGAGAGUCUGGUGCUGGAAAGACUGUUUCUGCCAAAUACAUCAUGCGCUACUUUGCAACAAGAGAAUCACCCGAUCAGCCUGGCUCCCGUUCAAAGGGUCGUGUCGAGAGUAUGAGCGAGACUGAAGAGCAGAUUCUGGCCACCAACCCUAUCAUGGAAGCCUUCGGUAACGCAAAGACAACCCGCAACGACAACUCGUCACGCUUCGGAAAGUACAUCGAGAUCAUGUUUGACAAGAAGACGGACAUUAUUGGUGCGAGAAUCAGAGUAUACCUGCUCGAGCGCUCGAGACUGGUUUUCCAGCCGCUCAAGGAGAGGAACUACCACAUCUUCUACCAGCUGGUCGCUGGUGCUUCAGAUGCUGAAAAGGAGGAGCUGGGCUUGAUACCCGUCGAAGAGUUCGAUUACCUCAACCAAGGAAAUGCUGCCCAGAUCGAUGGCCUGGACGACGCCAAGGAGUUCAGCGACACAAAGGAGGCCUUGACCAGAAUCGGUGUCUCGACAGACCAACAAUCCUCCAUUUGGAAAAUCCUCGCUGCUCUGUUGCACAUCGGAAACAUCAAAAUCAUUGCCACUCGUACCGAUUCCCAACUCUCUGCUACUGAUGCUUCGGUUGUCAAGGCUUGUGAGCUGCUUGGCAUCGACGCCGAGAGCUUCGCCAAAUGGACCGUCAAGAAACAGCUUGUCACUAGAGGUGAGAAGAUUACAUCCAACUUGACACAACAGCAGGCCACCGUCGUUCGUGACUCGGUCGCAAAGUACAUCUACUCUAGCUUGUUCGACUGGCUGGUCGAAAUUCUCAACAGCAGUCUGGCCACCCCCGAAGUUCUCGAGAAUGUCACCUCCUUCAUUGGUGUUUUGGAUAUCUACGGUUUCGAACAUUUCGCCAAGAACUCAUUCGAACAGUUCUGUAUCAACUAUGCCAACGAGAAGCUCCAGCAAGAGUUCAACCAGCACGUCUUCAAGCUUGAACAGGAAGAAUACCUUCGCGAAGAGAUUGACUGGAAGUUCAUUGAUUUCUCCGACAACCAGCCUUGUAUCGAUUUGAUCGAAGGCAAGCUUGGUGUUCUUGCUCUCCUGGAUGAAGAAUCAAGACUGCCCAUGGGUUCCGACGAGUCUUUCGUUACCAAGCUUCACACCAGCUUCGGCGACAGCAAGUCAAAGUUCUUCAAGAAGCCUCGCUUCGGAAAGUCUGCCUUCACCGUCUGCCAUUAUGCUGUUGAUGUCGCAUAUGAAUCCGACGGCUUCAUCGAGAAGAACAGAGAUACUGUGCCCGACGAGCACAUGGAAGUUCUCCGUGCUUCCUCCAACUCUUUCCUCACUGAGAUUCUUGAGGCUGCUUCGGCCGUACGUGAGCGCGAUACUGCAGCUGCUCAGGCCAAGCCUUCUGCUGUUGCAGCUCCUGGAAAGAGACCCGGCGCCGCUUCAACAAGAAAGCCCACUCUUGGUGGUAUCUUCAAGUCGUCUCUGAUUGAGCUGAUGGCCACCAUCAACUCUACCGAUGUGCACUACAUCCGCUGUAUCAAGCCCAACGAAGCCAAGGAAGCCUGGAAGUUCGAAGGUCCCAUGGUCUUGAGUCAACUGCGUGCUUGUGGUGUUCUUGAGACCGUCAGAAUCAGUUGUGCUGGAUAUCCCACAAGAUGGACCUACGAAGAAUUCGCUCUCCGAUACUACAUGCUUGUACCAUCAACACUAUGGACGUCCGAACUCAGGGGUAUGGCCAAUGCUAUCUUGACACAAGCACUUGGCGGUGCUGCCAACGAUGCUACAAGCAAGUACCAGCUUGGUCUGACCAAGAUCUUCUUCCGUGCUGGUAUGCUUGCCUUCCUCGAGAAUCUGAGAACCAGCCGUCUCAACGAUGCUGCUAUCAUGAUUCAGAAGAACCUUCGCGCCAAGUACUACCGUCGUCGCUACCUCGAAGCCAUCGGCUCCGUCCGUGGGUUUCAGUCCCUUGUGCGAGGAUGCGUCGCACGCCGCAAUGCUGACGAUGCGCGGCGAACGAAAUCUGCCACCACGAUCCAACGUGUGUGGAGAGGCCAAAAAGAGCGCAAGAACUACGUACUUGUCCGCAACAAUCUCAUCCAGUUCGAAGCGGCGACCAAGGGAUAUCUCUGCCGUAAAAACAUUCUGGACACGAGACUAGGCAACGCUGCGCGUACCAUUCAAAGAGCUUGGAGAUCUGGUCAACAACGUAAAGAAUGGACCGACUACAGACGCAAGGUCACUAUCGUACAAGGUCUGUGGAGAGGUAAGCAGGCUCGCAAGGCUUACAAGGGCCUGCGUGAGGAGGCCAGAGAUCUCAAGCAAAUCUCCUACAAGCUUGAAAAUAAGGUUGUCGAGCUUACCCAGUCGCUCGGCGCUGUCAGAACCGAGAACAAGGCUCUCAAACAUCAAGUACAGAACUAUGAGAACCAGCUUAACACUUGGAAGAACCGUACCCAGGGCCUCGAACAGAGAGCAAAGGAACUCCAGGCAGAGGCGAAUCAGGCUGGUAUGAGUGCCGCCAAGGUUGGUCAGCUGGAAGAGGAAAUGGCCAAGCUACAGCACAGCUACGAGGAGUCUUCGUCCAGUAUGCGCAGACUCCAAGAAGAAGAAAGGACACUGCGCGAAUCUCUUCGCGUGACUACAGAAGAGCUGGAAAACUCGAAGCAGAGUGUUACCGUGUCCGAGACCGAGAAGAUGUCGUUGAGGCAACAGCUAGCAGAGUUACAGGAUCAGCUGGAGCAUGCCAAGCGUGCUGCUCCCACCAACGGCGAGAUGACCAAUGGUGGUGCUGGUCAGAUCAGCGGUCUGAUCAACCUCGUAUCAUCGUCGUCAAAGAAGCCCAAACGCCGCAGUGCUGGCUUCGAGCCCACCAACACCGACAGAUCCAGUGGCACUUUCAACCCUCGACCAGUCUCGAUGGCAUUUGGUGCUACUAGCGGACACCAACAGACUCUCUCCGGGUCCACCUUCAAGCCUGACUUGGAGAAUGUUGAGAUGGAGCUCGAGAACUUGCUCGCCAACGAAGAUGCAUUGAACGAUGAGGUCUCCAUGGGCCUUAUCAGAAACCUCAAGAUUCCCCUCCCCGGAUCUACCCCACUCCCUACCGACAAGGAAGUCUUGUUCCCCGCAUAUCUCAUCAACCUUGUCACUUCCGAGAUGUGGAACAAUGGCUUUGUCAAGGAGUCUGAGCGCUUCCUUGCCAAUGUCAUGCAGUCCAUUCAGCAAGAGGUCAUGCAGCACGACGGUGACGAGGCAGUCAACCCUGGUGCUUUCUGGCUCUCAAACGUCCACGAGAUGCUCUCGUUCGUCUUCCUUGCUGAAGACUGGUACGAAGCACAAAAGACGGACAACUUUGAAUAUGACCGUCUUCUCGAGAUUGUUAAGCACGACUUGGAAAGUCUUGAAUUUAACAUCUACCACACUUGGAUGAAGGUAUUGAAAAAGAAGUUGCACAAAAUGAUCGUUCCUGCCAUCAUCGAGUCGCAAUCGCUUCCGGGCUUUGUUACCAAUGAGAGCAACCGUUUCCUCGGCAAGCUUCUUCAGUCCAACAACGCACCUGCCUUUAGCAUGGACAACCUGCUUUCUCUGCUCAACAAUGUCUUCAAGGCUAUGAAGGCAUUCUACCUCGAGGACUCCAUCAUCACCCAGACCAUUACCGAGCUUCUUCGUCUCGUCGGUGUCACCGCCUUCAAUGACCUUCUCAUGCGCCGUAACUUCCUCUCUUGGAAGCGUGGUUUGCAGAUCAACUACAACAUUACCAGAAUUGAGGAAUGGUGCAAGAGCCAUGAUAUGCCCGAGGGUACUCUCCAACUUGAGCAUCUUAUGCAGGCCACCAAGCUUUUGCAGCUCAAGAAGGCGACACUCAACGACAUUGAGAUUAUCCAGGACAUUUGCUGGAUGCUCUCGCCCAACCAAAUUCAAAAGCUGCUGAACCAGUACCUCGUCGCCGACUACGAACAACCCAUCAACGGCGAAAUCAUGAAAGCCGUCGCCUCGCGCGUCACCGACCCCAAGACCGAUGUUUUGCUCUUGCCCGCCGUAGACAUGGACGACAGCGGGCCCUACGAAAUCGCCGAGCCGCGCGUCAUCACAGCACUCGAGACCUACACACCCUCGUGGCUGCAAACACCGCGACUCAAGCGCCUUGCAGAAAUUGUUUCCGCACAAGCGGUCAUGCAGCAACAGCUUGAUGCUGGAGGUGCCAUGGCUAAGGAAGCGUACGAAGCAGGUGAGGAUGGCGAGGGAGGUGAUAUGGGGGAUUGGAGUCAUUUGAACGGACAGAAUGGGCUUCAUCAACAUCAUGAGCAAGAAGCUGGGAUCUAG